Messenger RNA from Mastomys coucha (southern multimammate mouse), 2112 nucleotides. RefSeq names its product lysosomal protein transmembrane 4 alpha (gene Laptm4a). Lineage: Eukaryota; Metazoa; Chordata; Mammalia; Rodentia; Muridae. The transcript has 7 exons. Gene Ontology annotation, cellular component: lysosomal membrane. Bases 659 to 1585 code for a protein of 308 amino acids. The record is from RefSeq and is a predicted model, not a curated record.
CUUGCUUUUCUGGCCUAUUUCAAAGUCCUUCACAAGCUUUCUCUUCAAAAGAAAAAAAAAUCACUAUUAUCUGUAUAAACUCAACAGCUAAGCGGUUUUUCCACUUUAGCAUGCUGUCAUUUUCCUUAAUCCCUUGGCCUCUCUUGGGCAGAGUCCAGUGGUAUUUCUUGGCUCCCUCCAAGGAGGUUUCAGAGAGAUGGGGGAAGGACCGAAAUACAAUCCUUCACCCUACUGCGAGCCCUCCGUUCUAGUCAGAGCCUAGAGGACCACGCCAGAAGGGUAGCCACGCCCCUUCCUCACAGGCACGCCCGGACAGGCCCAACAAUAGAGCACGAAUAUGUCACGUGGGCAUCGCAGUGACAAAGACAACGUGGCAAGAGACCGCGCCAAAUAUCUCCGUGCCCGCUGUCUGCCACCAACCCCGUCUUGUUUCCCCCUUCUCUGACUGUACACCUCGUUGCCGAGCUCGUCUCGGGGAAGGUGAACAACCGAGCUACCCUCAAUUCAGACACCCCCAGACAGGGAGCCCAGCCACGCGCACCGCGAGCCAACAGCGCCGGAGAGAGUUGAACUUUUGAUUGGGCGUGAGCUCUUUCAAUCUCCACACCUUGUCCAAUCAGAAACCCGUAACCCGGCCUUCCGCUCUUCAUUGGUCUGUAUGUGGCAGAAGGCGAAGGGAGAGAGCCCGAGCCGAGGUCCCGCGAGAGCGGCGCCCAGCGCUCAGAGCGCAGGCGCACGGGAAUUGGCAGGGGCCCGGGCCGAGGGCGGGCCAGAAGACGCGUCGUUUGGCUUUGGACAGCGUCGCAGAGUCGUCUGGGUUGAACCGGUGGGCCGAAAGCUUUUGUCAGGGGCCUGGGCGAGAACGAGGCCCGCGAGGUUCCCGAUGGUGUCCAUGACUUUCAAACGGAGCCGCAGCGACCGGUUCUACAGCACCCGGUGCUGCGGCUGUUGUCAUGUCCGCACCGGGACGAUCAUCCUGGGGACCUGGUACAUGGUGGUCAACCUAUUGAUGGCAAUUUUGCUGACUGUGGAGGUGACUCAUCCAAAUUCCAUGCCAGCUGUCAACAUUCAGUAUGAAGUCAUUGGUAAUUACUAUUCAUCUGAGAGAAUGGCUGAUAAUGCCUGCGUUCUUUUUGCCGUCUCUGUUCUUAUGUUUAUAAUCAGUUCAAUGCUGGUUUACGGAGCCAUUUCUUAUCAAGUCGGCUGGCUGAUUCCCUUCUUCUGCUACCGACUUUUUGACUUCGUUCUCAGUUGUCUGGUGGCCAUCAGUUCUCUCACUUACUUGCCAAGAAUCAAAGAAUAUCUGGAUCAGUUGCCUGAUUUCCCAUACAAAGAUGACCUCCUGGCAUUGGACUCCAGCUGCCUUUUGUUCAUUGUCCUUGUGUUCUUUGUGGUGUUCAUCAUUUUGAAGGCUUACCUAAUCAAUUGUGUUUGGAAUUGCUACAAAUACAUCAACAACAGAAAUGUGCCAGAGAUUGCCGUGUACCCUGCCUUUGAAGCACCUCCACAGUACGUUUUGCCAACCUAUGAAAUGGCUGUGAAGAUUCCUGAGAAAGAGCCACCACCUCCUUACCUGCCUGCCUGAGGACAUUCUGCCUUGUCAAUAAAGCCUAUACCAGCUUCUUGUCUUGUUUAUUUUACAGAAAGCUGCGAUGCAGGGCUCUCAGAAUUGUUUGAUAGAAAGUGCACUGUCUUGUCUGAGCAUUUAUUUUCAAACACUAAAGAGCUUUUGGACAUUUAUUAAAACCUUUUUGUUAAGUAUCACAUUUUAGAAACUUUUUGAAGACAAUCUAGGUUAAGCAAGAGCAAAGUGCCAUUGUUAGCUUUUAACUGAGGGUACGGGGGGAGGGGGGCCUCCAUAUUUUCCUUUUUUAACUUUGCACUUUCUUGGUAUAAUGGUUCAUGUUUGAUGUUCGAUGCCCUGAAUAGUUUUCGGAGAGUGAAUACAGUGUUGAGGAUGACUGAGUUGGGUAAGAGCUGCAAUUUCCAGCUCUAUGAGACAGGAGAGAGAAAUAGCAUUUGACUUGACCGUGGAAGAUGAUGGUUGCAUGCUUCUCAUUUGUACGUUUCCAUCUUUGUGAUAAAAUGCUUUAAUAAAGCUCUUAAAUUUUA